Drosophila busckii is the source of this 2626-nucleotide messenger RNA. It is a transcript of the gene Hrs, whose product is annotated as hepatocyte growth factor-regulated tyrosine kinase substrate. Lineage: Eukaryota; Metazoa; Arthropoda; Insecta; Diptera; Drosophilidae. The transcript is spliced from 4 exons. Bases 228 to 2441 code for a protein of 737 amino acids. Gene Ontology annotation, molecular function: ubiquitin binding; phosphatidylinositol binding; metal ion binding. The record is from RefSeq and is a predicted model, not a curated record.
UGCAAGCGAAAAACGCAAUAGCUAAGCUGCAAAAAGCUUGUUAUUCAUAAAAAUUAGUACGCGACAUUAAACUAAUUAAGAGCUAAUAUAUUCAUAACUGUGCUGCAAGGCUGUGCUAAUAUUGGUAACGCCACAAAACGACAAGAGCUAAAAACAAGAGAUUAAGCUUUAGCACCAAAACAGCGAAACGAUUAAUAGACAAAAUAGCAAAAUAAAACAAAUAGAAAAUGUUCCGCUCGACUUUUGACAAAAAUCUUGAAAACGCAACGAGCCACUUGCGACUGGAGCCUGACUGGCCAUCCAUUCUACUAAUUUGCGAUGAAAUUAAUCAAAAGGAUGUCACCCCAAAGAAUGCUUUUGCAGCAAUAAAGAAAAAGAUGAGCUCACCAAAUCCGCAUUCUGCUUGCUACUCUCUCUUGGUCCUCGAGAGCAUAGUGAAGAACUGUGGAGCUCCCGUGCAUGAGGAGGUCUUCACCAAGGAGAACUGUGAAAUGUUUAGCAGCUUCUUGGAAUCCACGCCGCACGAGAAUGUGCGCCAGAAAAUGCUCGAGCUGGUGCAGACUUGGGCAUACGCCUUUAGAUCCUCCGAUAAGUAUCAGGCUAUCAAGGAUACUAUGACUAUAUUGAAAGCCAAGGGACAUACAUUCCCCGAGCUUAAGGAGGCGGACGCCAUGUUUACAGCAGACACUGCGCCCAAUUGGGCCGAUGGCAAGGUGUGCCAUCGCUGCCGUGUGGAGUUCACCUUCACCAAUCGGAAACAUCAUUGUCGCAACUGUGGCCAAGUGUUCUGUGGCCUGUGCACGGAGAAGCAAUGCCCGUUACCCAAGUAUGGCAUUGAAAAGGAUGUGCGUGUCUGCGAUGGUUGCUUCUUGGCACUGCAACGACCAGGGGGUGUCAAGCCCAGCACACGGGUUCCCGACAGCGAUUUACCCGCGGAGUAUUUGAACAGCUCGUUAUCGCAGCAAGUGCAGACACCGGCGCGCAAGACUGAGCAAGAGCUUAAGGAGGAGGAAGAGCUACAGCUGGCCAUAGCCUUGAGUCAGUCGGAGGCAGAGCAAAAGAAGCAACCGGCAGCGGCUGCAACGUAUCGUCGUCCACGUUCGCCUAGUCCAGAGCACGCACCCGUGGCCCAACUGCAACAGCCGCCGCAAACGGAGGAGAGCAAUCCCGAGCUAGCCAAGUACUUAAAUCGCAGCUACUGGGAGCAGCGCAAAAUAAGCGAAUCCUCCUCAAUGGCCAGCCCCUCAGCGCCCAGUCCCAUGCCGCCAACGCCGCAGCCUCAACAGCUGCAGGCGCUGCAAGCAAUGAACACACCCAAGACUGCGGAUGAGCUGCAGAUAGCUGAGUUUGCUGCGAACAUGCGCACGCAGGUUGAGAUCUUUGUUAAUCGCAUGAAGAGCAAUUCGAGUCGUGGACGCAGCAUUUCCAAUGACUCUUCAGUGCAAACGCUCUUUAUGACUUUGACAUCGCUGCACUCACAGCAGCUGUCGUACAUCAAGGAAAUGGACGACAAGCGCAUGUGGUAUGAGCAGCUGCAGGAUAAACUGGCACAGAUCAAGGAUUCGCGUGCUGCACUGGAUGUGCUGCGACAGGAGCAUGUGGAAAAGCUGCGGCGCCAGGCCGAGGAGCAAGAGCGUCAACGUCAACUGCAAAUGGCGCAAAAGCUGGAAAUUAUGCGCAAGAAGAAGCAGGAGUAUUUGCAGUAUCAGCGUCAGCUAGCGCUGCAGCGCAUUCAAGAGCAGGAGCGUGAGAUGCAGCUGCGCCAGGAACAGCAAAAGGCGCAGUAUCUGAUGGGUCAAAGUGCACCGUUUCCUUAUUUGCCCGCCGCUGUGCCCGCACACGGUUCGCCCUCACAUCAGAACAAUAUGUAUAAUCCCUAUGCCACCAACUAUAUGCCACACAAUGGACAGCAAUUUGCCAGCGGCAUACCACCGCCCGGCAUGUAUAAUCCCGCCAUGCCACAAGCACCACAAGCUGCUCCAGCCGCUGCUCCCGGCAUGAUGAUGCCUCCUGCUGGCAAUAUGAUGCAGCCACCACAGCCAGACCAACAGCCUUAUCCCAAUCAUAUGCUAACGCAACCACCACAACAAUUGCCACCACAACAGUUGCCACCACAAGCUCCGGUCCAGCAGCCAGCACAACAAGUGCAAGCACCACCACCACACUUGGCUCAUGUUAUGCUGCAGCAGCAACAGUUGGUGCAGUCGCAUCCACCGCUAGCCCAAGCUCCACAGCAGGCAGCUGCGCCGCCGGUUCAACAGCCACCGCCAUCACUUGCGCCGCCAGUUCAACAGCCACCGCCAGCACUUGCGCCACCUCAAGCCACAAUUGCUGCAGAACAAGUGCAAGCGAUAGCUGCUGCUCCAGCGCCCCCACAAUCUGAACCAGAGCGCACUAAAGCCCCAGAGCCCGCCACAGCAGAGCUCAUUAGCUUUGAUUAGUAAUUGCAUGUUAUUCCACUAUUAACAAUACAUAUUAUACUAUUAUUAUCUAUUAUCCAUUAUUGUGUUGUAGUCAGGCAAGCAUUACUAGAAAAUCUUGUUUCCUUUAAUAUUUCUGCAAGAAUGAAUUUAAUCAAAUUUAUGUUUCAUUUUUAAAACCAUCUGGACAUGUAAAGCGAUGUUUA